This is a messenger RNA of Scatophagus argus, 4579 nucleotides long. It is a transcript of the gene yap1, whose product is annotated as Yes1 associated transcriptional regulator. The transcript has 8 exons. Lineage: Eukaryota; Metazoa; Chordata; Actinopteri; Scatophagidae. Gene Ontology annotation, cellular component: cytoplasm; nucleus. Gene Ontology annotation, biological process: positive regulation of transcription by RNA polymerase II; hippo signaling. The record is from RefSeq and is a predicted model, not a curated record. Gene Ontology annotation, molecular function: transcription corepressor activity; transcription coactivator activity; protein binding. The coding region runs from base 564 to 1880 and encodes 438 amino acids.
GUUUGAUGUCCUGCCCAAACUUCAGACCCGUCUGGAGCAAAAGUUUUUUUUUUUCUGGAAAGUGAGCAGCGGUGAUUUGUUCCACGAAUUACGAAUCUUUCUUAUAAGAAUAUUCACUAACAACUUCAGCUCGGCCGAACCGAAGCGCAGAAAGGUGGGACUCCUGUAUGCGAGCGUUUGUUGUGUUUUUUCGUCUGUUUUGGCUGCGUUUGCGUUUUUUGGUUUUUUUUGGAAAGUUGGGGCCGGACGACAACAUAGAUUCCAGUGUGAGGUAGAUAUGCGCUUUGUUACAUACACAAGUAUGCCCGCAAGAAACAACAGGAAAACGUUGUCUUCCACUGCUGAUUUCGACAGCUAACACCCUUUGGAAGAAAAUAAAGCGCUCGACUGUUAAACUUUAGAAUGACUCGGGAUACCUUUCACUGAGUGCCGUCGAUAUUUCCUGUUUUCCUGCUGUGUGAAGAAAGAAAAAAAAAAGUUUGGGAUUGACUCAAACUUUUCUUUUGUGAGUUUCUGAAAGCGACAUUUUGGGACACAUAAAGUUCGCAGACUGUUUUGGGACAAUGGAUCCGAGCCAACAUAACCCUCCUGCCGGACACCAAAUCGUCCAUGUACGGGGCGACUCUGAGACCGACCUGGAGGCGCUUUUUAACGCCGUGAUGAACCCGAAAAACACUAUCGUUCCCCCUUCCGUACCUAUGAGGAUGAGGAAGCUGCCAGACUCCUUCUUCAAACCUCCAGAACCAAAGUCCCAUUCCAGACAAGCCAGCACUGAUGCUGGGAGCGGCGGAGCGCUCACACCCCACCAUGUCCGUGCACACUCGUCCCCGGCCUCGCUGCAGCUGGGACCCGUUUCUAGUGGCUCCAUGUCUAGCAUGGCCCCAGCAGGUGCCUCCCCUCAACAUCUCCGUCAGUCUUCUUAUGAGAUUCCUGAUGACGUGCCCCUGCCCCCAGGGUGGGAGAUGGCCAAGACCGCCUCUGGCCAGAGGUACUUCCUCAACCACAUUGAUCAGACCACCACUUGGCAGGAUCCUCGCAAGGCCCUGCUCCAGAUGAACCAGGCUGCACCGGCCAGUUCUGUGCCAGUCCAGCAACAGAACCUUAUGAACCCAGCCAGUGGUCCUCUGCCUGAUGGAUGGGAACAAGCGAUUACAUCAGAGGGAGAAAUUUACUACAUCAACCACAAGAACAAGACCACAUCAUGGCUCGACCCACGACUUGACCCACGCUUUGCUCUGAACCAGCAGAGGAUCACCCAGAGUGCUCCAGUAAAGCAGGGAGGACAGAUGCCUCCCAGCACCCAUGGCGGAGUCAUGGGAGGCAACAAUCAGAUGAGACUGCAGCAGAUGGAGAAGGAAAGGCUGCGACUGAAGCAACAGGAGUUGCUGCGGCAGAGACCACAGGAGCUCGCGCUGAGGAAUCAGCUGCCAACCACUAUGGAUCAAGAUGGCAGCACGAACCCUGUGUCCUCCCCCAUGGCCCAAGAUGCCCGGACCAUGACUGCCAACAGUUCUGACCCAUUCCUCAACAGCGGGACCUACCACUCCAGGGAUGAGAGCACAGACAGCGGAUUGAGUAUGAGCAGCUACAGCGUCCCUCGCACUCCAGAUGACUUCCUCAACAGUGUGGACGAGAUGGACACAGGGGACCCUCUGCCACCCUCCAUGGUGACACAGCCCAGCCGUUUCCCUGACUACCUUGACGCCAUCCCGGGAACAGAUGUGGACCUGGGCACCCUAGAGGGCGAGAGCAUGGCGGUGGAGGGUGAGGAGCUGAUGCCCAGCCUGCAGGAGGCCCUGAGCUCUGACAUCCUCAACGACAUGGAGUCUGUGCUGGCAGCUACCAAGAUCGACAAGGAGAGCUUCCUCACAUGGUUAUAGAAGAUCAGAGCUUGGCGCUCCUUACUCCUCCUCCUCCUUCUUCACCUCCUCCUCCUCCACUCUGAACUGCUGCCUGCUCUAAUCUGUGAAGGAUUCAUAGAUGCUUUUUACAAGACAUUUCAGCGAGCGUCUCUGGACUUUUAUCUCUGUCUCGGGCAUGUAAGGCCAACCUCUUUUGAGGCAGUAUUGUUCUGUUCUUUUCACUGGUGUGUUAUCUCUUUAUUUUGUCUGUGUCUUCAAGGCUGGCCCAUGAACAGACAAUUACGCAAGGGUCCCUAAAUCUUUCACAGGUCUGUCAGUGAAUCUAAGGCGUCUUUAACCUAGAGCAGGGGGUGGGGGGAGUCUCUCCUUCCCCUGGUCUCCCCUCAUAGCUGAGCUGGACGGGUGCAUGUUGCUCUCUCCUGCAAGGACGGCCACCAUCACUUAUCGCCUGGAGUUUCUGGUGCCUCUUUUAUUUUUUAUUUUUUUUUCUUCUUCUUCUCUUGCAGUAUAGUGUGAAUCAGUACUACUUAACUGUAUUUGGGACUGUUGCAUCUAGCUUAAGUAGCUUUAUAUUUGGCAUUGCAAGUUUUUAUUAUUUUUGUUGUUUUCAAAUGAGCCUGAGAAACCAAAAAUGAUGUAUUUGAAGCAGAAAGAACAAUACUGAUUUGGAGUAAAGGUAAUGUGAGGCCCAGUUUUGACAUGCUGGCUUUUGGGGGUGGGUGGGGGGGUGGGGGUGGGUUGGAGCUUGGGGACCGACUACAUUGCUGCUUGGCUGUGCCAGCAUGUCUAAGUUAAACCCUUUGAUAGAUCAAGUGCCUUCAGCUGUAUAUUUUUUUUUUUUUGAGACGCCAGCAACACGAACAAUUACUUUCCAAUUAUUAACAAUAAGCAUUAGGCUGCAUCCAUUUACAAUCAGCCACACUUUCCUUUAUCCAAUGGUCAAUAAUCAAUUGUAUUUUUGUUUUAUAAACACAUUAUAAAGGGGAUUUAGGGAUUUCUGUUUUGUUUUUAAACCCUAUCUUCUUUGUAUCCCAGUCUUAUCCAAACUUAAUUCAUGAUUCAUUCUUUGUUUUAUCAUCUUUUUUAGUAUUCUUUUAUUUUUAGGUUACUACACAUGUAUGAUAGCUUAGAUCAAAUGGCAUUUUGCUUGUUUUUAACUUCUUUAAUUAUAGAUGAAUUAAUACUUUUUUUAACAGGGUUGACUGUUAUCACACACACACAGAGAUGAAGUCUGCCAAGACAAAGAUUGAUGGAUUUUUCUUAAAAAAAACAUUUAGUGGAUUUUCUUCUCAUCUCUGAUUUUUCUAUAUACAUUUUAGUAUUUUUUUUUAUUAUUUGUCGAUCACAUGCAGCUUUUACUAUCCUUCUUAAACAUUAACCAAAAAAGGCGGAUCUCUUGGCUCGACAGAAGUUCGAACUCUUCGAUCAGUUGAACGUCGCGACGACAUACAGCAUGCGAGAGGAAGUGCAGCCGAAGCCCUCUGCCUGACGCUGAGCUGUGUGUCCGAGUGAAAGGUUGAGAACGAGUGUUCGCAGGUUUAAAGAGUCGCGUGGGGGGGCAGUGUGGAAGGCCAGGGUUUGACUGAUGGCGGCGGUGCGUGACGUGAAUUGUUGAGCUUUUUUUUUGUGUGUGUGAAAUAAUCAAGAAACAAUCAGCCAGGAAUUGUCGUAGCGGAUUCCAAAGAUGUUUUUGUAAAGACGCUAACACUUUCUUUUGCUUCCUCUCCCCCCCAUCAGGAACAGUUUGAUAAGAAAAUCAGCCUGUGUGUGAACACGUUGUAUAAGCUAAUGAGAAAAUCGUGUAGGUUUUUAGUGCUGAGGGACGCAUCAGAACAAGUCUAGCCGAGAGAUUCUUUUAUUUUUUAGACGAGAUGGUUGGUUUGUUUUUUUUUUGAGUGACUAACUGAGAUUUAAGGAUGAGGUUUCAGAACAGAGAAGCAAGUGACUAAAAGCGCUCCCGUGUUUACAUUCGCUCUCAGAAAGUGCGACAGCCACAUUUGAGACAACACGCCAACAAAUUCUCUCCUGAUCACAUUGUUGUGAUGUUUACAGCAUGACUGCACCUGCAUUACUGCAGUAACCUCUGAAUAAUUAGCCUGUCGCUCAUGCCCUCGGCUGAGGACGUACAGGAAGUCACCCUGAUUCUGUUGCCAAGCGAUACCUAAUUGGUAGCAUUAACCUGAUGGAACAAUAUUGUUUGUAUUUUUUUUUUUUUUUUUUUUUUUUUUAGAUCAGAGAAUGCGAACAAUUUUUUUUAAUUCUGUGUGAAAAAAACUUGUUUUUAGUUCUGAUUUUAUUGAUCAUUAAAUCAAGUGUUGGAUUUAAGACGGAUAAACAGUGUUGGUGAGAACAAUGCAACUAAAAUUGAGUGGUACACUACAGUGCUUGUAUUGCACGGCUACAGAGUUUUCAUUUUGAUGCAAUGACGCGUUUUUGUCACACAAACCUGAUUCUUAUGCUUACUUAGUGUGUAACUGUCAGAGCAUAUUAGCUGUUGACUGUCAUUGUAGCAGUAGAACUAAUCACACAAGUUAAAGAAUUUUGUAUUUAGAGGUUUCUAAAUGCACAUGAAAUGGAUUUAUAUUCAGUAAUGAUCUGUUCUUUUUUUUUGAUAGAUAUGUGCAUGUGUUUUAGAACAGUAAAUUCUGUUACAUUAUAUCUUGCUUCAUAUGAUACUUUGAAAUUGGCCUGAAAAUAAAGUAUAUACUUUGUGGUAA